This is a messenger RNA of Corylus avellana, 3716 nucleotides long. Its product is annotated as RAD3-like DNA-binding helicase protein. The record is from RefSeq and is a predicted model, not a curated record. Gene Ontology annotation, molecular function: hydrolase activity, acting on acid anhydrides, in phosphorus-containing anhydrides; DNA helicase activity; ATP binding. Gene Ontology annotation, cellular component: nucleus. Gene Ontology annotation, biological process: establishment of sister chromatid cohesion; nucleobase-containing compound metabolic process. Lineage: Eukaryota; Viridiplantae; Streptophyta; Magnoliopsida; Fagales; Betulaceae.
GCCAAAGCGCGCGGGAGCUUCUUCCUUUCACUGGGGAUUUCCAAACAACAAAGACGAAUCCACCAAACAACAACAAUUCACAGCGAGAUAGAGAGAGAUGCAGGCAGGAAAAUUCCCGGCAUUUCCGUACAAGCCGUAUUCGAUCCAGAUCGAUUUCAUGAACGCCCUCUACCACUCUCUCAACAAAGGCGGCGUCUCCAUGCUUGAAAGCCCCACCGGGACUGGUAAAACUCUAAGUAUCAUUUGUAGUGCUUUGCAAUGGGUGGUUGACCGGAGGCAACAACAAAACUUUGGAAAGGGGGGCAAGCAUGAUAAGAAUCAGGAAAAUGAUGGUCAGCAUGGUUCAGAUGAUGAGCCAGAUUGGAUGAGAGACUUUGUUGUGAACAAAGACAACCACGUUCAGGAGAAGAAGAAUAAGAUGAAGAAAUUUGGGAAGCCCGAUAAGAGAAGGAAUCAGGAAAGUUGUAGAGAUUUGUUCUCAAGGGUCGAGGGGGACGGAGAUUUAGUUACAAAGAAAGAGCGAGAAAUUUCUCAAAAGAACAAUGAUGCAGUGGAGUUGAGUGAUGAGGAGUUUUUGUUGGAAGAUUAUGAAAGCGAAGAGGAAGGGGCUGGUGGGAAGUCGAAGAGGAAGGCUGGCAGGGGUUCCCUUAGUUCAUCGAGUGACGAGGAAGAGGAAGAAGAUCAGUCUGAUGAGGAAGAGGAUAAGGAGAAGUUGAAGGUUUAUUUUUGUAGUCGAACUCAUUCGCAGCUUUCACAGUUCGUCAAGGAGUUAAGAAAGACAGUAUUUUCAAAUGAGAUGAAGAUUGUGUGUUUGGGCUCUAGGAAAAAUUUCUGCAUCAAUGAAGAGGUAUUGAAACUUGGAAACUCCACUCGAAUCAAUGAGCGGUGCUUGGAACUUCAAAAGAACAAGAAAAAAGAGGUUUCCAAAAUCAAGAACUUAGGUGGGGGUGGAAGAAUACGCAGGACCAAGGCCUCUUCUGGAUGCCCAAUGCUUAGAAAACCUAAACUACAGAGACAAUUCAGAAGUGAGAUAUCUCAACAAGGGGCCUUGGAUAUUGAAGAUCUUAUUCACCUUGGAGUAAAUAUGGGAACUUGUCCAUAUUAUGCUUCCCGAGGCAUGGUCCCUGCAGCUGAUCUUGUGGUUCUACCCUAUCAGUCUCUUCUAUCAAAAUCAUCUCGUGAAUCACUUGGUCUAACUUUGAAGAAUAAUAUUGUCAUAAUAGAUGAGGCUCAUAAUCUAGCUGACUCACUCAUCAGCAUGUAUGACUCAAAAGUCACUGUAUCGCAGUUGGAGAAUGUGCAUUCCCAUACAGUGAGGUAUUUUGAGAGAUUUCGCAAUCUCUUGGGACCUGGUAAUCGGAGAUAUAUCCAAACCUUGAUGGUUCUUACUCGGGCUUUCCUUCAAAUUUUACUUGAGGAUGCGAGUUAUGUAGAUGUUCCCCAAGACACUGAAAAGGCUUCUGGAGCAAAUGAUGCUUCUAAUUCUUCUAUGGCCAUUAAUGAUUUUCUAUUUUCACUCAAUGUAGACAACAUCAACUUGGUCAAAUUGCUUCAGUAUAUAAAGGAAAGCAACAUCAUGUAUAAGGUCAGUGGGUAUGGAGAUAAAAUGGCUAGCUUACAAAAAUGUACAGCACACACUAACACUGGAGAGUGCAGUGAGGAGGGAAGCACUCUGUCAGGUUUCAGGGCAUUAUCUGAUAUGUUGCAGUCGCUGACAAACAAUGAUGGUGAUGGGAGGAUUAUUGUUUCACGGUCUCGACCCAGAUGCUCCAGGCAACAAGGAGGAUACAUAAAAUUUGUCAUGCUCUCUGGUGAAAAGAUCUUUUCUGAGAUUGUGGAUCAAGCACAUGCUGUUGUACUGGCAGGAGGAACUCUGCAACCUAUAGAAGAAACAAGGGAGCGACUCUUCCCAUGGCUACCACCAAAUGAGUUGCAUUUCUUUUCUUGUAGUCACAUUGUCCCCCCUGAGAGUAUAUUGCCAGUUGCAGUUUCCUGUGGCCCUUCUGGUCAGUCUUUUGAUUUUAGCUAUGGCUCCAGAAGCUCAUCGAUCAUGAUCCAGGAGCUAGGACUUUUGCUUUGCAAUUUGGUAACAGUGGUUCCUGAAGGAAUCGUUCUGUUUUUCUCUUCGUUUGAGUAUGAAGGACAGGUCUAUGAUGGAUGGAAGGCUUCAGGCCUCUUGGAAAGGAUUAUGAAGAAGAAACGUGUAUUUAGGGAGCCUAGAAAAAGUACAGAUGUGGAAUCUGUUCUGAAGGAGUACAAGGAAACGAUCGAUACAUUGUCUCUUGGGAAUUCAAACGAACAUCCAGCUUCUCAGAGUGGUGCAAUACUCUUUGCUGUUGUUGGUGGAAAACUAUCAGAAGGUAUCAACUUAAGUGAUGGGAUGGGUCGAUGCGUAGUCAUGGUUGGGCUGCCCUAUCCUAGCCCGUCUGACAUUGAGUUAAUUGAGAGGGUGAAGCAUAUUGAAGGCCUGGGAAAUUCAGAUUCCAUUAAAACUCCAAAAUUUCCUGUCACUGAGGAAGUUCACAGUGGAGAUGUAAAGGCUGGGUUUGAGAUCUUAAGAGGUUGCAGGCGCAGAGGAAAAGAAUACUACGAAAAUCUUUGCAUGAAAGCUGUAAAUCAAUCGAUUGGUAGAGCGAUUCGGCACGUAAAUGACUAUGCGGCGAUUUUAUUGGUUGACACUCGGUACGCAUCUAAUCCCUCAAAUAGGAGCUUUUCUCACACAACUAAGCUCCCCCAGUGGAUAAAAGAUUGUCUAAUCUCUUCUACUGUUAGCUACGGUGAAGUCCAUAGGCUGCUGCAUCAAUUCUUCAAAUUCAACAAGAAGAGAGAGAGUCACUAGAAUGUUGGAGACUGGAUGAAGAUGCAGGGCACAAAUAAAGGUCACAUAGCUUACAUAAGUAAUUUUUUUUUGAGGGCGGCCUACAGAAUUGACAAAACAUUUACUUGAAAGAGAGUGUAGCGAUGCGGUGAUGGACUUGGACAUGAGAAAAGCUCCUCAAAAUGUUAUCCUCCCCAGCAAAGUUGCUACUGGAUGGAAUAUGGAUUAUUUCUUUCAAGAAAGCCUCCAUUACAUGACAUAUAUGAUCUGCCUUUUGUGUCAAAUGUUUGAAGUUGGCGGGAGGGUUUUAAGUAAGCAACCGUGAGAAAGUGACUUGACCAUAGGGGAAAUGAAAUGUCUUAUCCUGCUAUCAAAGAGCUCUGGUACGAGGCCUCGUUACAGACUGUGGGGGGCCAACCAUAAAGCUCUUUUCUUAAAUGCAAUGAAUAAUUUUUCACCUACAAGGCCUAGAGAAUGGAUGAUCAUUUAAAGAUUCCAUUUCACCAACCUCAUCGGCUCUUGAAAGCUUGAAGCCCUUGGAUUAAUAUUUGUUAAAUAUAUUAAAAAAAUUGUUAAACUUUGAUAUAAUUAGAGGUGGUAGCUAGUAUAGUUUAACAAGCACUUUUACUACCAUCAUGGGACCUUUUUUUUCUUUCUUCUAUUCAAAUGGGGGAAGGGUCAUCAUGGGACCAUUUGGUUCAAUAGGGUCCCAUGGCCUAAAAAUGUAUAACGAUAUUAUGAACAAAAGGAUCACUGCAAUAACCUUUUACCAGCCCCACUACCUUUAGCUUUGCAUCUUAAUGAAUGCCGCUGCACUUUAUACAACAACUAGUCAAAAACAAUACAUUCAUAAUCAUCGGAUUCCAAAGUUCUCAUUCUCAUAAUCUAAUUUUAACUG